This is a messenger RNA of Bursaphelenchus okinawaensis, 1540 nucleotides long. The record is from the annotation of a GenBank genome assembly. Lineage: Eukaryota; Metazoa; Nematoda; Chromadorea; Rhabditida; Aphelenchoididae.
AUGUCUGGAGCAGCUGGAAAAGUGGUCAAAAAGUUACCAGAAGUAAUAGUAAGUGGUAUACAACCGACCGGAUCACUUCACAUUGGAAAUUACCUCGGAUUCGUGAAGAACUUUGUCAAACUCCAAAAUGUAAGUUGAGUUUUUCUCAAAAUUUAAUGAAUUAUUCGUUUAGGCUAAUCCAGACGCUCAAAAGUACUUGAUGGUGGUUGAUUUACAUUCGAAUUCUGUCGUUCCUAUCCAUAAAGAUGUAAGUCGUUGCGGUGCUUGUUGUUUAUAUUGUUUUAGUUCCGAAAACAAUGUAGAAAGCUAGUGGCAUCGUUGAUUGCAUGUGGAAUAGAUCCAAAUGAUACUCGACUAUUUUAUCAGAGUCAAGUGCCUGAACACUCUGAAUUGGCGUGGCAUCUGGGGUCGAUCGUGACUAUCAACAGGUUAUCUAAAUUACCUCAGUUUAAGGAAAAGAGUAAUGAGUAAGUCUAUACUUAUUUUAAAGGAUAAAACAUAGGAUCACAAUUUUUUUGAAAUUAUCUUACAAUUGAUGUUUCUAAUUUCUGACUAGAGUUAUAUUUAACUUACUUUUGUUCACUUUAUUUUACGUUAGCUUAUAUAGCGGUAAUAUGUUUCUUAUUCAUUCUUUACAGUAAUUUAGAUGGAGUUUCGCCAAAUUUGCUAACUUAUCCGGUCUUACAAGCCGCUGACAUACUGUUGUAUAAAUGCACCAAGAUACCAGUGGGCGAGGAUCAGGUGAUGCACGUCCAUCUUACCUAUCACAUAAUCGAGACGAUAAAGGGUUUAUUCAAGAAACAAUGUUUUCCGACACCAGAACUGGUGAGUCAUUUGAAAGUAAUCUAGAAAAAAGUAUAGUUGUUAUUGUUCUAAGUAUUCACUGAUUGCACAAGCUGAUUUAACUGGUGACUCAUUUGACAGAUAUUAUCCAAGAGUUCAAGAAUUAAGAGUUUAUCUGAUCCUACCAAAAAGAUGAGCAAGUCGGACCCAAAUCAACAUGCUACAGUUUUUGUAGAGGAUACUGAGGCUCAAGUGUUAAAGAAAGUGAAAAAGGCCGUUACUGAUAGUACUGGAGCGAAUGUAACAUACGAUAAAGUCAACCGGGCUGGAAUUUGUAAUUUGGUGAGGCCAGGUUGCAGUACCGUGUUUUUAUUGUAUAUUAUUCUAAUUUCUGAAGGUUUUUGUGGAGUUUAAAAGUUGUAUUGUUUAUUUUCCUUUGCUUUUUAAUUGAAAAAUAGCAAAUUUUAAUAUUUUAUUGUUUUAGCUGGAAAUCUUGGCUGAAAUUGAAGAAAAAUCAGUAGAACAAGUUACUCAAGAAUGCUCUGAUCUCAACUCUUUGGGUUUGAAGUUGAAAUUGGCUUCUGAAAUUACAAAAACCUUCUCUCCAAUUCAAGAAAGAUUGAAAGAAAUUGAGGCGGACCAAGAGUUCUUGGACAAUAUUUUAAUAAGAAAUGCGGAUAUAGCACGAGAAACAGCGGUGAAAACACUAAGGGAGUUUAAGAACAUGAUUGGGUAUGAUCAACCGAUAUCACGAUAA